ACAUCUUUAUUUCUGCUUUUACUCCAUUUUGCCAUGUUUCAUUCAGCAGACAGCACUUUGAAGCGCAAUUCCAUUCCUCCACCUCGCUGUCGUUUCACAGCCAGUUACUCUUCCUGUUGUGGUACUGCAACAGGGGGAGCUGAAGAUGAGGGUGAGGCUGAAGCUGGCUGGAUUGAAGGUGCUGCCAUCCUUCUCUCUGUUAUCUGUGUUGUACUUGUCACUGCCUUCAAUGACUGGAGCAAGGAGAAGCAGUUUCGUGGGCUUCAAAGCCGUAUUGAGCAGGAACAGAAAUUCACUGUUGUCCGGGGCGGACAGGUUAUCCAGAUCCCAGUGGCAGAGAUAGUAGUUGGUGACAUUGCACAGGUGAAAUAUGGUGAUCUUCUACCUGCCGAUGGGAUAUUUAUUCAAGGAAAUGAUCUGAAAAUCGAUGAAAGUUCUCUAACUGGAGAGUCAGACCAAGUCCGCAAAUCUGUUGACAAAGACCCAAUGCUGCUGUCAGGUACUCACGUCAUGGAAGGCUCUGGACGAAUGCUAGUAACUGCUGUGGGCGUGAAUUCUCAGACAGGCAUCAUCUUCACCCUGCUAGGUGCUGGAGGAGAAGAAGAGGAAAAGAAAGAUAAGAAAGAUUCUUCCCAUCCCUCCUCCCACCCUCCUUCAGCCACAGAUGGUGCAGCAGGUGCAAAUGCCACAGAUAAUGCAAAUGCCAGCUUAGUCAAUGGCAAAAUGCAGGAUGGGAAUAUGGAGAACAGCCAGAACAAAGCCAAGCAGCAGGAUGGGGCUGCUGCCAUGGAGAUGCAGCCGCUGAAGAGUGCAGAAGGGGGAGAGGGAGAUGACAAAGACAAGAAGAAAUCCAACAUGCACAAGAAAGAAAAAUCUGUUCUUCAGGGAAAGCUGACCAAGCUGGCAGUCCAGAUAGGCAAAGCAGGUCUGGUGAUGUCUGCCAUCACUGUAAUCAUUUUGGUACUAUAUUUUGCCAUUGACACGUUUGUGGUCAACAAGAAGCAGUGGUUGCCUGAGUGCACUCCUGUCUACGUUCAGUAUUUUGUUAAAUUCUUCAUUAUUGGUGUUACUGUUCUUGUGGUAGCUGUUCCUGAGGGACUUCCACUUGCUGUCACUAUUUCUCUGGCUUAUUCUGUAAAGAAAAUGAUGAAGGAUAACAAUCUGGUCCGCCACUUAGAUGCUUGUGAAACUAUGGGUAAUGCCACAGCCAUCUGCUCCGACAAAACAGGGACACUCACCACCAACCGCAUGACGGUCGUCCAAGCCUACGUUGGUGAUGUCCACUACAAAGAGAUCCCGGACCCAGAUUCUGUACCCGCCAAAACCCUUGAUUUGCUGGUUAAUGCAAUUGCUAUCAACAGUGCUUAUACUACAAAAAUUCUG
This is a messenger RNA of Pterocles gutturalis (yellow-throated sandgrouse), 1383 nucleotides long. RefSeq names its product plasma membrane calcium-transporting ATPase 2-like. Lineage: Eukaryota; Metazoa; Chordata; Aves; Pterocliformes; Pteroclidae. Gene Ontology annotation, molecular function: PDZ domain binding; P-type calcium transporter activity; ATP hydrolysis activity. Gene Ontology annotation, cellular component: postsynaptic density membrane; intracellular membrane-bounded organelle. Gene Ontology annotation, biological process: regulation of cytosolic calcium ion concentration. The transcript has 9 exons. The record is from RefSeq and is a predicted model, not a curated record. The annotation marks the transcript as partial.